AUGGACUCACUACCAGUGAUUGUACUUCAAUAUAUAUUUGAUCAACUUAAUGAAGUUGAUUCGUGUUGUUUAAUAUUGACUUGUAAGAGGUAUUAUGAUAAAUUACGUGUUUUAUUAGCCAGAACUCCAAUCAAAUGUUAUUGUGAUGAUGAUCAUCACUUUGACCCAAACUUCAACAAUCUAACAAUCUUUCAUAGAUGUAAUCCUAAAUAUGGUGUAUAUUUAUUAAGAUAUCAUAUGGCUGACCUACCUAUUGUAUUGGAGACGAAAGGAAAUGAUAAUGUUAAUGUGACAGAGGCAUCAUUUGAUCAAACAACAACAGAUAUUAGUAUAAGGAACACUAUUAUCACAUUGCCAUCACAUGUCAGAAGUAUUGUCAAUCUACCAGUGUUACCUGUUGGUGACAAGAGUGUACAUUUAUCAUUACCAGAAAGUAUCACGAGUAUUGUGAUGUGUGACAGAUUCAACCAAUGUCUUAAACCUGGCUCGAUACCUCCUACUGUCACCUCAUUCACUCUAGGACUCAAUUAUAAUCAAUCGAUUGAACUUGGUGUCCUACCCUCAUCCAUGACCAAGUUAAAGUUUGUCUCGGGAUCCGAGUACAACAAACCAUUCAUCACUGGGGCAUUGCCGUCAUCACUCAGAUCACUCAAACUUGGACGAGCGUUCAACCAGGGGAUCAUGGCUGGUGUGCUCCCCGAGUCAUUGAUCAAACUGGUGUUUGGUAUUGACUUCAACGAGAUACUUAUUCCAGGUGUGCUACCAAGGAAACUACAAUCAUUGAACUUGGGAUAUUAUUACAAUCAUCCAUGGUCGAAGGAUGUAUUGCCACAUUCGCUCACGUCAUUGGUGCUCAGUGAGGAGUACACGCAUAAACUCUUUCCAACAAUACUGCCACCAUCACUCACACAUCUAUCGUUUGGACCAUACUUUGAUCAUCCAUUGAUCAAUAGUGAUAUGUUGCCAUCAUCACUCACACAUCUAUCAUUUCGAACAAACUAUAACAACUUGGUAACACAGGAUACAACAACGAUGUUCCAAAGUGUGUCAUUGGAACUGGCACAUCCACCAAUGAUCAAAUAUGUUUCGGUCAGACAUUAUCAUAGUUUUCCACAAAACUCAGAGUUUGGUGGACAUCUACAUACAUUGAUCCUGGACAGUUUGGUUCAUUAUUAUGAUUGGGAUUGUACUAUUCACAAAUAUCUCAAAACAGACAUACCAAAUAUGGUAUAUCAUAACUCACCCAUCAAGAUCAGACAAUUGGACACAUCAUACUUCUUGUUAAUCAAUCGUCGAUCAAGAGUCCUCAUCGUUACAAGAGAUCAACUACUUAUCAAGGGAGCCAAAAUACUCUAUUAU
This is a messenger RNA of Acytostelium subglobosum LB1, 1359 nucleotides long. RefSeq lists its product as hypothetical. The annotation marks the transcript as partial. The record is from RefSeq and is a predicted model, not a curated record. The transcript is spliced from 2 exons. Lineage: Eukaryota; Evosea; Eumycetozoa; Acytosteliales; Acytosteliaceae.